UGUUUUGAUGGGUUUGUGUUUGUUUGUGUUUGGCGCAUUUUGUUCGUAACGGUGACUGAAUUUUCCCAAAAGGAUUUUCCGACUGCAACAAUGGCAGAAAAUCAUCGAGUAUUUACGGAGUACACAAUUCCCCAGAUACCCUUCUGCCGGCUUUGUCUGCAUAAGUUGGGGCUAUUGAGAAAAGUAACGCCGGAAGAUGAGAUAAGUUUUCUCAUGGAUAAGCACCUCGGGCUAUCGAUCCACGAAGCAAGCUACUUAGUUUGUGAGGAGUGUUGCAGGCAGCUCACUUCCUUUGGCUAUUUCUAUACAAAAGUCCAAGAAACAAUUGACAGCUUCCUGGCUGAUGUGCAGCAGAAUGCAAGAGUCCUCUACGAGACAUCUUCGGAAAACUUAAAAUCUGAAAACGAUUUAGAAGAUUUCAUAAGUAUUUCCCAGAUUAAACUCGAGCAUGAUAAUGACAAUGACGAAGAGGAAGAGCCAUUGAGGGGACCUGAAGAACCAGAAGAACUUCUUCAUCCGCAAGACGUUGGCAGGAAAGAGGAUGUGGUGAGGAGGAAAUCAACAAGAUUGCGCAGAACGAACCGCAGGUAUAUUCCUGACCAAACCACCUCUCAGAAGGUGGUUGGAACCAAGCGAAAAUCCAAGGAGACGUUGGAGAAUCAUCCAAAAAAGCCCCGGAACAGUUCCCAGAAUACAUCGAAGCAGUUUUCCAUACAAAACUCAUAUGCUUGGCCAUCAAAUCUAAAUCGCAAGGACUUCCCAGAGAAAAUUUACAAGAAUGGUCGUUAUUUAUUGCAUAAAAAGGACACCGUAGAGCUCAUUUCUAAAUUUUAUGACCUCCAGUGCAAGAUCUGUAAGAAACAUUAUAGAAACGUGACUUCAUUCCAGAAGCACAAUAGCACAGUACACAAGAAGACAAAACCCCUGUUUUGCAGCUGCUCUAUGGAAGUGAAGAACAGAAAAGAAGCAUACGUGCACAUGGUACAACACAUUCAGCCGGAUGCUCUAAGGUGUGAUACUUGUGGCCUUUUGGAAUCAAAUAUGUACAGACUUAAGACUCAUAAAACUAUUCAUCUUCCAAAAAUCUACAAAUGUGACAAAUGUCCCUCUGCGUUUGAAACUAAGAAAAAACUUCAGACACAUAAGACUCAACUUUGCAAAAAUUUGAAACAGAAAACCAAAAUCCGAUUUUCUUGCCACUACUGUGGAAAAUGCUUCUCCACAAAAAACACUGUAUAUCAACAUAUGAUCAGCAUACAUUUUAAAAAGUUAAAUUACAAGUGCACAGAAUGUGGAAAACAAUUUCUUAACAAGGCAAAACUUAAAUGGCAUCAGAAAAAAGAAGGUCAUGGCCUUCUGCACUGCACAGAGUGUGCAUUUACAGCGAUCAAGGAAAAGGAUAUGUGGCUCCAUACUACGAAAAAGCAUCCCAACAAAAUGAGUACGUAGUUGGUCGAUUUUUAAAAGUUAAAACGUAAAAAAAGAAUAAAAAUUUAAAACAAAAUUACUUAAGAAAUUCCCAAAUCGGCCUAAAAUGAAAUCGCAAAAUGAAGUUUUUUUUUUCAAAAAUUUGGUGAAGAUUUAUAUAUAUUUGAUAUUAAAAAAUAAAUUAAGUAAAUGAAUUAGAGAUCAAAAAUUGUUCUUUAUUCCUUGCAAAAAAAUGGCUUAGAACGAAUCACUGUAAUGUACGUUAUGCGACACCCCACUGUAACUCAUGUGGCAUUUGACAGGAAAUUGUUUUGAUUUGGGAUUGUUGUGUAUUUAUUAAAAUAAUGGUGAAAUAAAUUGAAAAAAAAAUACUAAAUUAUCCCAAAUGGACGUAAUAAAUUUUAAAGAAUCUUCUGAUGGAUCAUUUUGUCGUCUUUGCUUCACACGAGAAGGAAUCUUCCGGAGAAUCCACAACAGCGCUGAUGUUGAAGGAUUGAACAGCAGUAGCAUCAUCCCACAGCUUGUGGAGAAGCAUCUACAUGUUGAGAUCUACGAGGUUAGCUACCAAGUUUGUGAGGAAUGUUGCCAGCAACUUUACACCUUCGAAAAGUUCUAUUCAAAAGUUCACAGAAAAAACGAAUUAUUUCAUUCAGAACCUCAGCAUAAUGUAAGCAAUAUUAAGACUGAACCUCUGGAAGAUCCUCUUGGGGAUAAUUCCGGGGAUUCCGUUAGGAAUAUCGAAGAGAAAAAUCCCCACAAUCAGGACGAAGAGAAUACAGAUUUUUUAAGGAUAGUUAAAACAGAAUCAGGAGUAUUUUUACCUCAGGAAGAAACCUUUGUCAAGAGAAUAAAAGUUGAGGAAGAAUCUCCUGAUGAAGAUGAUUCUGCUGCUGAAUGUUCAAAGGAAAAGAGAUUUGUAUUACCAACGGAAGAUAGUGAGGGAUUGCCAAAAUCAAUUAAAUUGGAGAAUAUUUCCAAAUCAAUUGUUGAGAAUGGUCGAUUAAUUGUUAAAGGAAAGGAACUCAAGGCGCUCGUUAAUAAUUUCUACGAUCUCGAAUGUAAACUCUGCCACGAAAAGAACAAAUACAAGAGUCUCUGGAUCCUCUUUCAUCACUACUCAAAGGUUCACAAGCAGAAGGGUUACGUGGUGUGUUGCUCAAAGAAGAUGAAGACUCAGAAUACAGCCCUUAUGCACAUGGCACGGCAUCUACAACCUGAAGCAUUCAAGUGCGACAUCUGUGGCUACCUCGUGGCACGCCCUGAAUUCCUGGAGAACCACAAAAAGACUCAUCUACCCGAGGAGGAGAAACCCUUUGGGUGUGAUCAGUGUUCACAGCGUUUCUGCUGGCAACCCGCCCUGAAGAUGCACAAAUUGACGUACCACCCAAAGGAUGACCGGAAGCUCUUCCCCUGCCAGCAAUGUGAGAGGAUUUUCGUCCGGAAAGACGCUCUCAAGGAGCACAUGGCCAACAUUCACGAACAACGAGUGCAGCCCAAAGUACAAUGCACCGAGUGCAAGAAGUGGUUGGCAAAUAAAAAGUACCUCAAGCGACACAUGGCCAUUCACGCUGUACGCUACCCAAGUAUCAUAGAGAGUUCCAUCCGCCCGUGAAAAGAACUCUUUUUUUUCACCGAUUUUUUUGUCGGAAAAAUUGUAAAAUAAAUAAAUUAAUUUUCUUGUUUAAAGCACUUCACCCAAAAUCGUAUUAAAAGAUGGAAUUAUUGAGAAAUAAGAAGGUUUUCUUAUGAAGAACACACGCUUUUAAUAAAAAAAUUAAUAAACUUUAA
Molecule: messenger RNA, 3216 nt
Organism: Lutzomyia longipalpis
Lineage: Eukaryota; Metazoa; Arthropoda; Insecta; Diptera; Psychodidae
Product: zinc finger protein 467-like
Exons: 6
Coding region: 1814-3040 (408 amino acids)
Biological process (GO): regulation of transcription by RNA polymerase II
Cellular component (GO): nucleus
Molecular function (GO): DNA-binding transcription factor activity, RNA polymerase II-specific; RNA polymerase II transcription regulatory region sequence-specific DNA binding; zinc ion binding
Source: RefSeq, a predicted model, not a curated record